Molecule: messenger RNA, 2154 nt
Organism: Ananas comosus (pineapple)
Lineage: Eukaryota; Viridiplantae; Streptophyta; Magnoliopsida; Poales; Bromeliaceae
Product: casein kinase I-like
Exons: 14
Coding region: 338-1747 (469 amino acids)
Biological process (GO): peptidyl-serine phosphorylation; endocytosis; signal transduction
Cellular component (GO): cytoplasm; nucleus
Molecular function (GO): protein serine/threonine kinase activity; ATP binding
Source: RefSeq, a predicted model, not a curated record
GGGGGGGGGGUAAUGGGUAUUUCGGUGUAGUGAUUUGUGGUUCCUUUUUGGUUGUGCGAUUUUGGAGCAAUUGAUUUCUCAAGGCGGAGUUGAGUCCCGUUGGAUUAAAGUGUCGGCAAUUGAUUAGAAUUAAUUCCUGUUGUUGGUGGUGGAGUUCUAGGUCCUCUAUCUCUUAAUCUAGUUUUCUUCGAUCUGCUGUGGCGGAGAUUAGAGGCUGUACAGUGAUUUGUUAAAGGAGAGUGCUUUGUAGGGGAUUUGUGGCACUUUGUGCUAUAAAAAGGACUUGCCCUCUUUGAUAAGUGCGGAGCACUUCUAUCCAGCUAAGAAAUUUCUUUAAAUGGAUCAUGCAAUUGGUGGGAAGUAUAAGCUCGGUAAAAAGAUCGGAAGCGGCUCUUUCGGAGAGCUCCAUCUUGGUGUGAACAUACAGACCGGAGAGGAAGUCGCCAUUAAACUGGAAACUGUAAAAACGAAGCAUCCCCAACUCCAUUAUGAGUCAAAGGUCUACACACUACUUCAGGGAGGAACCGGCAUUCCACAUCUAAAAUGGUUUGGUGUGGAAGGAGAGUACAAUGUGAUGGUUAUUGAUCUCCUUGGUCCUAGCCUUGAAGACUUAUUUAACUACUGUAAUCGGAAAUUCUCACUGAAAACAGUACUCAUGCUAGCUGACCAGCUGAUUAAUCGAGUUGAGUGCAUGCACUCAAAAGGUUUCCUUCACCGUGAUAUAAAACCGGACAACUUCCUAAUGGGUCUUGGUCGAAAGGCAAAUCAGGUUUAUGUCAUUGACUAUGGGUUGGCAAAGAAAUAUAGAGACCUUCAAACUCAUAAACACAUACCCUACAGGGAGAACAAGAACCUCACGGGAACUGCACGCUAUGCAAGUGUUAAUACUCACCUUGGUGUUGAGCAGAGUAGGAGAGAUGAUUUAGAAUCUCUUGGUUACGUGCUCAUGUAUUUCCUUAGAGGAAGCCUACCCUGGCAGGGACUUAAAGCUGGCACUAAAAAACAGAAGUACGAUAAAAUUAGUGAAAAGAAGAUGCUUACACCUAUAGAGGUCUUGUGCAAGUCAUAUCCGUCAGAAUUUAUAUCUUACUUCCAAUAUUGCCGAUCCUUGCGUUUUGAGGAUAAGCCAGAUUACUCUUACUUGAAGCGACUCUUCCGUGACCUCUUUAUUCGAGAAGGUUAUCAGUUUGAUUAUGUCUUUGACUGGACUAUUUUGAAGUAUCCUCAGAUAGGUGUCAAUCCACAAGUACGGUCUAGUGGAAGAACAAGCGUGGCUGUUGGAACAUCUCAUGAAAGGGCCGAAAGAACUACAAUGGGACAGUUGUUUCGCGAAAAGCUCCCAGAUGCUUUUGUUAGAAAGAAUGCUUCGGACUUGGUGCACCAUAACGACAAUUCAAAGCACAAAGCACCAGACGGCAUGCCUUUGUCUUCCAAGGCCCAUGAUUCGGAGAGGCCAUGGUCAUCAUCUCGAAAUGGAAGCACUUCAAAGAGAGCGGUCAUUUCAAGCAGCAGGCCGAGCUCUUCUGGUGGGCUGCCCAGCGAGCAACAAUAUAGCCGAACAAGCCGGCUCUUCUCUAGCAGCAGCAGCCGCCCCCCGUCUGCUGCACAAAGAGUUAUUAGUCCUGCUGGGGCCGAAUCCAAAACCUCCUCUCUCUCCCGAACCGCAGCUGCUAUGAGAGGCUCCCGUGGUGAGCCUACACUUCGGAGCUUCGAGCUCCUCUCACUUGGCUCUGAUAGGAGGAAAUAAGACGAUGAGCUGUUGGAAGGGGUGUGAAGAUAUGUCUCUUUUCUUAAAAGCGGACUUGUUAUCCUUUGCUAUUAAAUCAAAUCCAAUUAAUGUGAGCAUCUUAUAACUUGGCUCUGCCCUGUUUAUAUCCUUUUCGAUAAUGGCAUGCGGAGGGAGGAAAAAGAGAGAGAGAGAGAGAGAGAGAGAGAGAGAAGAAACUUAAAAUGGCACAUCAGAGCUAAUGCUUUGACGCUAUUAAUUACUUGUUAAUUUGAGUUGAUCUGGUUGUUCCUCCAUCUAAAACAAAAUGUCUCUUUGAACAGUCUUAGUGUUUUCCUAUCUUGAUGAAACCAUGGCCGUGCAGACAAUUGUUUAUACCGGCAACUCGUGCUUCAAUAAUAAAUAAAUACCUUUGGGAUAUUCUGGUC